CUUUAGCAUUCCAUUUGCUUGCGUUUAAUUGAUAUGAUUGUAAUUCUGAUAAGGUACAAUUUUCCAGGUGCUGUGUGUCGAAUUCCUGGUGUCGCUUGGGACAGCGGUUCUCACCAUUGUUGCCAUGCCAUUCUUCGGCAUCGUGACCAAUGUGAUGAUGCUGAACAGCAUCAGCAUCCUGUCCUCCAUCUUCCAGGUGGGCGCUCAGUGCAUUGCCAGGGAGAAGAAGCGAUUCAUAGUGCCCCCAAUCAUCUCAUUAGUCCUCAUAGUGUCAGGCUACGUGCUCUUCAUCCUCAGUUACCUGCUGUUGAAGGAAGAUAGGGGGAUGAAUGUCUGGAUCGGACUGGCAAUAGUGGGGACCAUCUUUGUCUCGCUGAACUGGUGGGAGAACUACAGCACCCUCUUCAAAAGCUCCUUCCUGAACAGUAUAUGCGAAGACAUAGCGAGAUCCAGGAAUGUGGUGAGCAUCCUCUCCAGUCUGGUCCGGAUUAUGGUCACUGCAGCCGUGGUGGGGGCAUACGUCCCUCUGUCUGGCAGAGUCUGGUCAUCUGUGACAUCAGUUCCAGGGGAUGUGGGGUUGGUGAUCCUGAUCUUGGUGACCAUCCAGAUAGUGUCCUCCGCUCUGUGCCAUUGGUUCGUGGUGGUGGCUUGCAAAAUGCAUGCCAUGCGGCAAAGCUUCCUGUUACCCAUGUACCUGGCCUCGUUAGGUGUUCUGGCAGCGUUCGUCGCUCCUGUCAUUAUCUUCUUCCAGAAUUCAAGUGACCCCAGAGGUGCUAACUACACCAUUACAGAGUACUGCCAUGACAUCACAUAUGGCAGGGGCCUAAGCAACAAUACAGUAUGGUUUGUGAGUCUAGUUAGGGACAUCACCCUCUGUCCCCAUGACAUGACUGACCUAACAGAAAUGGGCCUCUUGGGAGGCUCUGCACUCUGCUGGUGGUUGGGUUGGAUGCUGUGUACAAUGUACAUCUGGUUCCUCCGGCUUCAGCGCAUCGAAAGACCCAGGAUCUGUUUGUGCGGAGGAUGUACGAGGGGGCCUUUCUGGAACAGUCCAUACUGCUCAACACACGUUUUGAGAUUCAGAGGAAGAAAAAAUGGUAAGAUUAUUGCAAAUUCUGUGGAGGGUGGGAGAGUUUUGUAUGAAUGUGCAUGAGAUGGAGUGCCAAAUUACGAUUGUAACGUUUUCUCCAGCCACAGACAAACUGACCCAGUCACAGUGUACCUGUGUGCAACAAUGUGGCAUGAGAACUAUGACGAAAUUAUGAAAAUGAUCAUCUCAAUGUUCAGGCUGGACAAAUACAGGCCAAGGAAUAACUCCAACGAUGAUGUGAGCUUUGAGUCUCACAUUUACUUUGAUGAUGCUUUUAAAGACGUGAAAGGUAGUAAAGAACGGCAUGUGAACGAAUACGCAGAGGACCUGGUGGACGUUAUCCGAGUUGUUUACAAGUAAGCAGUGUAACAAAUGUUGAUCCAAUAUGCACAGAACUGCAUAUAUACUUUAUGUAAUGUAUAAUCUGUAAAGAAAUUAAUAUAUGAUAUGUAUGAUAUCAUAAUAUAGAUGUACAAGAGACAUUUCUCAAGAACAAGUAAAAAAAAUUCAGAACCACAUAUUCCCCUGAAAACCACCAGGGGAUGCUCUGCCCACAUUCUACACCAUUUGAUUUUUUUUUUGCCAUGAAUGUCUGUUAAAUUUUUUUACAUUUUUUAU
This is a messenger RNA of Salmo salar (Atlantic salmon), 1708 nucleotides long. The record is from RefSeq and is a predicted model, not a curated record. NCBI's taxonomy places the organism in Eukaryota, Metazoa, Chordata, Actinopteri, Salmoniformes, Salmonidae.